This is a messenger RNA of Hansenula anomala, 732 nucleotides long. RefSeq names its product Nsi1p (gene NSI1). The record is from RefSeq and is a predicted model, not a curated record. Gene Ontology annotation, biological process: regulation of DNA-templated transcription. Gene Ontology annotation, cellular component: nucleus. Gene Ontology annotation, molecular function: DNA-binding transcription factor activity; transcription cis-regulatory region binding. Lineage: Eukaryota; Fungi; Ascomycota; Saccharomycetes; Phaffomycetales; Wickerhamomycetaceae. The annotation marks the transcript as partial. The transcript has a single exon.
AUCAAUAAUAUGACAAGAAGACAAAUUUGUGAAAGAGUUUGGUCCAAUGAACGUAAAAAAGAUGAUUUUUGGGAAUCUUUACAUAAAGUUUUACCAUACAGAACUCGUGCUUCAGUUUAUAAACAUGUCAGAAGAUCUUAUCAUAUUUUUGAUGUUCGUGGUAAAUGGACUCCAGAAGAAGAUGUUACUUUAGGAAGAUUAGCUCAAGAAAAAGAUGGACAAUGGAAACUUAUCGGUCAAGAAAUGGGUAGAAUGCCAGAAGAUUGUAGAGAUAGAUGGAGAAAUUAUGUUAAAUGUGGUAAUAAUAGAGCUCAAAACAAAUGGCAAGAUUCAGAAGAAGAGAAGUUAAAGAAUGUUAUUACUGAAAUUCUAAAUGAACAACUAAAUUCUCCAGCUCCAAUUAUAAAUUGGACAUUAGUCUCAGAGAAAAUGGGUGGUACAAGAUCAAGAAUUCAAUGUAGAUAUAAAUGGAAUAAGAUUUUGAAAAGAGAUGCAUUGGCUAGAGCUCAAACAAUUGAUUUGAAUGAUAGAAUUUGGUUAUUGACAAAAUUACAAGAGUUGAGGUUUUUACCAGAAACUGAAAUUGAUUGGGAUGCAAUUGCAUCAUUACAUCCAAAGAAUUUUUGGACAGGUAAUGAUUUUAAAAUUUGUUAUGAAAAAAUGAGAUCAUCAAUUAGAGAUUUCAAAAAGAAAAAUGUUAUGGAGAUCAGUAGCAUUCUGUUACAAGAUUUG